GGCCCGAAGAUGGUGGGGAAAGUGAGGCGCCUGCGGACCAGGUGGCACCAGGCCGCCGUCAGGGCGCCGGAGCCCGCGCAGGCGCAGAAGGCGGCGGCGGCGGCGUGGAGCGGCCCGGACGGGGGGGAUUGGGGCUUCUUGACCUCCAAUAUCUUCGCCGGAACGAAGAUCGACCCCAAAGCGUUGGUUCAGAAAUUGGAUUCGGACACGAGAAGCGUCAUCUCCGUCAAAAAAGUUUCAGGUGCAGAAGCAAAACCCAUUUUGUCCAAGAAAGAAAAAAUGAAGCAGAGACGGGAAAGGUGGCAGCAGAAAAUAGAAGCUGUGAAGAUGGCUCAACAGAAGCAUAAAGCCGCGAUGAAGCGGAAAGCCACACCUGUGGUAGGAGAUAUGCAUCCAUUAAUGGAUGCUCUGCCAGAACUCUCGGAACUAAUAACCACCAGUAAAUCCAGGAAACAGCGUAGAAGCAAUGUGAAGAAGAAGGCCGAACCGACGGAUUUUAAUCGGAUGAAUCCAGCUCAGAAGCGCAAACUCCUGGAGGAAGAAAUGGCCCGAUUUCAGGAGGUCAUAGCCAACCCUUCUUACCGCGCCAACCCGCUCACGGCCAUCAGCGAGCAUCUUUCCAAGAAGAUGAGACAGGAGGAGAUGGAGAGGCCCUAGAAGAAACAAAAGCACCAAAGAGGCAUGGAGAGGGGUGGGAUGUGGCUGGUAGGAGAGGAAGGCGUCUUGCCCCCUGGGAGCUGAACUCCAAGUUUGGAACAAACUCAGUGUCUUAGGGCACACGGGAAUGCAUUCCUGCGUCUCGGUUUCCUCACCUCCUCCAACAAAUUGCCCUACCUCACAGGGUUGUUGUGAGGAAUCAGUAAUAAAGCGAUAGUGAAACGCA
Molecule: messenger RNA, 883 nt
Organism: Tachyglossus aculeatus (Australian echidna)
Lineage: Eukaryota; Metazoa; Chordata; Mammalia; Monotremata; Tachyglossidae
Gene: SLX9
Product: family with sequence similarity 207 member A
Exons: 6
Coding region: 10-657 (215 amino acids)
Biological process (GO): maturation of SSU-rRNA from tricistronic rRNA transcript (SSU-rRNA, 5.8S rRNA, LSU-rRNA)
Cellular component (GO): 90S preribosome; nucleolus; preribosome, small subunit precursor
Source: RefSeq, a predicted model, not a curated record